AUGGCCGACAGACUACUGGCGACGAAGCAAGGGACGGAUGCCGAUGCCUUGUCCCCAAGAGACGCGAAUGCCCAAUUGCCGCCUCGAGCCACCCUCGAAACCGCCAAGGUGAAAGCAGCCCUGGCUUCCAAGGUUGCCCAGAAGGAUAAGGAGCACCCACCUCCGCCUCCGUCCCAAGUAUACGAACCACCGAGUUCUGAUCGCAAAGAUGGCGCUGUAUACCAGGUUGGCAUGAUGCUGGGGAAAGGAGGAUUUGCUGUGUGCUAUGAGGGACAAUUACCCGGAAGCAAGAAGAAGCAUGCUUUGAAGAUUGUGAAAAGCAAGAUGCCGUCAAAAAUGGAACAGAAGUUUCAAACUGAGCUCCAAAUCCACUCCAAGAUGCGACAACAAAACAUAGUUCAAUUUCUGCGGGCUUUCUCAUACGACAGAUGCACAUAUCUCGUUCUCGAAUUAUGUCCCAACGGCUCGCUCAUGGACAUGGUCAAGCGUCGAAAGGGGCUGACGGAACCCGAGGUGCGCUUCUACUCGGUACAGAUUGCUGGAGCCAUCAAGUACAUGCAUGCCAAGGGAAUUAUCCAUCGGGACCUGAAGAUGGGCAAUAUCUUCCUCGACAAGAACAUGAACGCCAAAAUUGGUGACUUUGGUUUGGCAGCGUUGCUCGUCACCGGUAGGGACAUGCAAACCAUUCGUCGCACGACGCUGUGCGGAACGCCCAACUAUAUCGCACCCGAGAUUCUGGAGAAGGGUAAGAAGGGCCAUGAUCAUAUGGUGGAUAUCUGGAGCUUAGGCAUUAUAAUGUUUGCCAUGCUCACAUCGAAACCGCCGUUUCAGUCGUCGACGACGGAUGAGAUCUACCGCCGCGCUCGAAAUCGCGAUUACGAAUGGCCAAAGACUGAUAAGUAUAUCAGUCUAGAAGCCAAGGACAUAGUUGCUACCAUGCUCGUCGAGGCAGAUCAGAGACCGGAUCCUGACGUUAUCGUACAGCAUGAUUUCUUCCUCUCAGGAUAUGUCCCGCUUCCCGGAGACAUCACACCCCAGUUCCGUGACUGCCCGCCAGAUAUGGAGGAAUUCUACGAGGCAGAUCUCACGCCACAGAAGGCGUCUCAGAAUCUGCGCAAUCUGAAGGAGAUGUGUCGUGCCUGCGAAGUGGGACCUUGGAACAACACUCAGAAGGUCUACACCAGUACCUGGAGGGAAGUUGCACUGGAGGAGAAGGCUGGAUUGACACCAAUGAUCCCACUUGCUGAGAAUAUUGUCUACCGACCUUACGAUGAAAUAAGCAGAGAGCAGAAGCUUAAACAGGUUCCGCGUAUGCUGCCCCCACAAUCUUUCGUCAAGUCGGAGGACGAGUCAGCAACGCUGGUGCAAGCAGCUCCUUCCGGGCUGUUGAAGGCACCGCCUCAAAGCUUUGCUGCACAACAACGAGCCCAGAGUAGACCAGCCAAGGCGCCCUCGCUGGUACGAUCCCGCACCAUGGCCGAGAUGACUGCGCCUCCUACAGCCAACAGCACGAUGCGAACGCGUGUGAGACGGGAAUUGCCCCGAAGCAAUACGGAGGAUAAUGUUCUCUCGCAACCCGCAGAUGCCGCAUCUAAACCCAACUCGAUCCCCAUGAGGACACAGGUGUCUGUCUCACGACUUCAACCCAGAGAGAAGCCGGUGGAAAAGCCAGUGGAGAAGGUGAGACCGACGACAACGGUUCAGCCGAUAAUGGAAACGGUUGAGAAGGUUCAGGAGAGAUUGCCGCCCUCUGCGCCGUCGGUGUCCAGCAGCUUGGAAACGUUGUUCAGUCCCAAGGAACGCCAGUUCGCGGUCCCAGACACGAAGCCCGAUGUUGUACUCGAGCGCUUACGACAGCUUCAAGGCGAGUUGGAGAGGGCCCUGAACUCGAGAUCAAUGGCUAUUGUUGGGAAAGCGGCCACGCCAUCACCGCCACACAUUGUAGUCAAGUGGGUUGACUACUCCAACAAGUUUGGACUUGGCUACAUCCUCAAUGACGGCAGCAUAGGCUGUGUCCUUCGCAGCAUCCCAGGGCGCGGGAGAGGGGGGAAGUCAGUGAUGCUUCCCCCAUCGUGUAUCCUGGUGCGCGAGGCAGAACGACACUGUCAGCGGCGUCAUGAUGAAGCGUACGCGGAUCGUUUCCAGUAUGUGCCAAUGUCACAGCCGAUCCAAUUCUUUGAGAACAACGGCGAAGAGGGCCUGUCUAGUGUCUCGGUCCAUCCUACGCAGUUCAAGAUUGGGGUCAAUGCCGAUGGCACGCCAGGCAAGAUGCCUAACGGCAAGGACAUCCACGACUACCGCAAACGCGAGCACCUGAUCCUGUGGAAGAAGUUUGCUAAUUACAUGGUGGCUUACGGCCGCGACCAAGAAACAAACACGGAUGAGACUGGCCAUAUUCAGAUCCCGACGAUAUCAGAUCCGAAUCUUCCUCCGUGCGACGUCGUGACGUUCUAUCAGCGCAUCGGCGACGUCGGCUGUUGGGUCUUCGCCGACGGCCACAUCCAAUUCAACUUUCCCGACCACACCAAGAUCGUGCUCGACGGGACGGGUACUUGGUGCCAUUUCUGGCAUUUGCCGCAGGAGGCCGCGGAGAGACUGGCAGCGUCGGGUGAGCUUGAUGAGAAUGCCCUCGAUGAACGGGCAGUACUCAGCUACCCUUUGCAAACUCUGCUCAAUUUUUCCUGCAAGCCUGCUAUCCGCCCUACUCGCAAUGCCACACGAAAACGUCCCGAGAUCAACCCGAUGCUCCAAGGCAUACCAGCGGCGAACGAUUUCCGCCGCAAAGUCGACUUCAUCAAGAACGUGGUCAAAGAGUGGGUCACCAACGGCGGCAUGGGUAACAGUGCUAUGAGUCGGGAAAGGAGACUCAAGUGGACUGGAUGUCGCGAGACGGUUCGCAGUGGGCCCAGCAAACACGUUUGGGUCACGAUAGGAGCACGAUGGGGCGAUGAACGCUUCAGUGCUGUGGUAGACCCGAAGAAUCCUCACGAGCUGGGGGAAGACGUUGAGGAGCGAAAGAGGAUUCCGACAGCUUGA
This is a messenger RNA of Pseudomassariella vexata, 3036 nucleotides long. RefSeq lists its product as uncharacterized. The record is from RefSeq and is a predicted model, not a curated record. NCBI's taxonomy places the organism in Eukaryota, Fungi, Ascomycota, Sordariomycetes, Amphisphaeriales, Pseudomassariaceae. Gene Ontology annotation, cellular component: centrosome; spindle pole; nucleus. Gene Ontology annotation, molecular function: protein binding; ATP binding; protein kinase activity. The transcript has 3 exons. Bases 1 to 3036 code for a protein of 1011 amino acids. Gene Ontology annotation, biological process: protein phosphorylation; mitotic cell cycle; regulation of protein localization to mitotic spindle pole body.